CAGAGGGGUAGGCUUGCGUGCGGAGGAGCUCACACUCUAAUUGGCGUCUGCCUUAGGACUUCACGCGCCAGUGUGUUUUUGUCCUACCAGACAGAUGAUUCUGAGGACGAGUGUCCAGAGCCCAGGUGGAAGAGCCAGAAGGACAUGGUGAGGAAACUGCAGACUAAGUUCCCCGUCUGGUCAAGGAGGUGAGGCUUCCAUCGUCUGUAGAAUCCCACUCUACAGGCCCUGUGUUCUCUGUCACUGCAGUUCCACAACACAUUCAUCAAUGCCCUAAAUGUUGGCAAAUGUGAACAAAAAUAUUUUAAAUGUUGGAGCUGCAUAUUAAUAAUUCCUUUGACAAAAAGGUAUGGUUUUUGUUUACAACUGUAUCUAUUUGUCUUAUCCUGCAUGCACACAGGAGCUUAGAGGACCACUUCUGGAGCAUGGUUGGCACUUUGAGGAAACCCUAGAAGCACUGCACAUGUUUUCAGAGGAGGGUGAGAGUUGUGUGUGUCUGUUACGUGUGCCUGUUUAUACAAAAUAAAAACAUGUACAUUAUUUUAGGUAGCUAGUUAAGUCCCUUGCUGUCUUGUAGCCCUAUAGUUUCCUGUGUUAAAAUAAUAGCAUCAAUUUUAUUUAUUUGAGAAAAAUAAAUAGGUAGCCAAACGUCCCUCCCAGGUCCUGUAGACUGAUUCUGUUUCCUCCCUUAGGGGAGAGGUCCAGUCAAGAGGACACCCAGGCAUCAUCAUCAGCUAGUUCUUCCCCAUAAACCUCAGCAUGCCAGGCAGCCCCAGCAGCCAAACCCCCUGGUCAGUCCCCAUCACUACCUUACAAGCCUACCAAUGGGACCAUAAUUAAGACCGUCAAUAGGCUGACCGAAGGAGCAGACAAAAGGAGGAGGGUGAUUCCAGAGCCAGGCACCAGCUCUGAGGACGAGGCUAGUGAUGACUUUGAUGAGUCUGCUGAGGGCAUGGAGCUGAACUUGGAGGAGGCUCAGAUCUGGAGGUUGGAACAGGGUAUGUGAAGGGCCAGAUCCUCAGGUUCUUUCAGGAGGCAUCGCCAGACGAGCUGUCUCUCAUCUCUGGCUGCUCUGUGAAGAAGGCCCAGAGGAUUGUCGCGCUGCGCCCAUUUAACAAAUGGGAGGAUCUGGUGAGUGGCACAACAAACCUGUGUGAACACACACACACACACACACACACACACAGUUUUCUUUUCCUCAUGAUUCAUUACUGAAUUCCCUAUGUUACUAUGACCUCUCCAAGUUCCAGUUGAAGCCUUACCAGCUAAUUGGUCUAAAGUGUGUGUGUACCCCCAGGUGACUGUUCUCGACGGAGGGAAUGGCCUCUCCACUGACCUGGUGCAGGGCUGUUGUGUGGUCCUGUGGAAACAGGACGUGGUGCGCAGCCUCUUGACCAAGUGUGAGAACAUCACCAACAAGAUGAGGCAGGACGUGACCCAAGUAGUGGAGAGGGAUAAGGGGUCCCAGAAACAGCCUGAGAUCCUCAUCAGCAAGUGGGUUUAGCUGCUGUUUUUAUACUAACCUCACUGAUAUACGUAUUCAGAUAGUUGUGAUUUUCGUAGACAAACACAAUCUCAUACAUGUACAUAGGCAGUCUUGAACGCACACACACAUCCUUGUGUUACUUUGACCUCUCCAGGUUCCAGUUGGAGCUUUAUCAGCUAAUUGGUCAAAAUUGUCUGACUCUGCUACACCAGAACAACCUGAGUGGAAUCCUUGCUGAUGAAAUGGUGAGUUGUUAUUCCUGACCAGUCUCCAACAGCUUAUCUCAGCUCCUCUGAGACUCAGCACACAUGGCAUGACAACAGAUGCAAUCCUGUGUUAAUGUGAUUGGGAAGUGGGGCUCUCUUUUUGUUGUGCCAAUUCAGUCUCUGUAAAUCAGUGUUUAUAAUGAACCACCUCCUGUCUUCUGUUGGCAGGGUUUGGGGGAAGACCAUCUAGGCCAUUUCUUUCCUGUUUCCUUGUUUCAGCAAGGAACAACAAAGUUUCAUCACAUUCUAAAGAGUCCAUGUUACCGUGGAAACAGACUCAACUGCACGAAUGCCCGGCUGUCCUGUCUUCAGUCAGCUGUUCGUUCCACAAAAAAAACAACGUUAUGGCGGUUAUUUUAUUUUUGAUGAUGGUCUUCAUCCACAAUCGUCGGUUAUACGGUAAUUGUGCCUGUCCUAGUUUUUUAACAGACUCUGGUGUACUAUAGUGAGUGACUCUUCUGUUCAUUCUGAAUGGCGUGACACAUCAUACUGUAGCCAUCAUGGUUAAGGCUUCACAUUUAUUUGAUUAUACAGAUUUCAACCUGUUGGUUUAAGUCACCAGAAGUGAAAGGAUUACCAAAUAUAGAUUCUAAUAUAUUGUCCUAUUUAUAUCACAUUUGUGUGUGUGUGUUUAGGGUCUGUGGAGGAUCGCAGGUUCCUUCAAUAUGAUAUUCUCAACAAACGGGUCGACUACAACAUAAUAAUUUCCACGUAAGUCUCAAAUCUAAGAAUUACGGUUAUGCAAGAAUGACAAUAGAGAGAAGUACACUUGAGUCUAGUAGUAUACAGGUUCACAUCCUACUGUGUUAGCUAACUGCUGUGUGUCUUCUGAGCGAGACACUUAGCCUCUGGAAAUAUCCAGUGGAAUUAGUGGAGAUCUUGUAAAACUAUCCGCCGUGUAAGUCACCCCAGCCAGGCUUCUGCUAACACUCCAAUAAUGAUAAUAUAUUCAGUGUUUGACUGAACCUGAAAAGGUCUUUGUAAGCUGAACCUGUGACUCAUUCAUUAUUCAUGGUAAUCAAGUGGUUGCCAUGCCUCACAGACUACUUGUGGGAACCUUGUGUGGCUCCUUGAGCUGCUGUGUGUCUGCCAGCUACGCUCUGACCAUCGGCAAUGACAACGACCGCAGCCUGUUCCGAAAGCUCAAGCUGGAGUAUGCCGAGCAUGAGCUGAAGAACAUGAGCUCGCUGCGC
Molecule: messenger RNA, 2945 nt
Organism: Coregonus sp. 'balchen'
Lineage: Eukaryota; Metazoa; Chordata; Actinopteri; Salmoniformes; Salmonidae
Source: the annotation of a GenBank genome assembly